This is a messenger RNA of Anas platyrhynchos (mallard), 2151 nucleotides long. NCBI's taxonomy places the organism in Eukaryota, Metazoa, Chordata, Aves, Anseriformes, Anatidae. The record is from RefSeq and is a predicted model, not a curated record.
AGUACAGCUCCGGUCACGACCAGUACAGCUCCAGUAACCACCAGUACAGCUCCCGUCACCACCAGUACGGAACCAGUAACCACCAGUACAGCUCCGGUCACCACCAGUACAGCUCCGGUCACCACCAGUACAGCUCCAGUAACCACCAGUACACCUCCCGUCACCACCAGUACAGCUCCUGUAACCACCAGUACAGCUCUGGUCACCACCAGUACAGCUCCGGUCACCACCAGUACAGCUGCAGUGACCACCAGUACAACUCCAGUUACCACCAGUACAUCUCCGGUUACCACCAGUACGGAACCAGUCACCACCACUACAGCUCCAGUGACCACCAGUACAGCUCCAGUCACAACCAGUACAACUCCAGUGACCACCAGUACGGGACCAGUAACCACCAGUACAGCUUUGGUCACCACCAGUACAGCUGUGGUCACCACCAGUACGGAACCAGUAACCACCAGUACAGCUCCAGUCACUACCAGUACGGAACCAGUGACCACCAGUACGGCUCCAGUGACCACCAGUACAGCUCCGGUCACCACCAGUACAGCUCCAGUAACCACCAGUACAGCUCCCGUCACCACCAGUACGGAACCAGUAACCACCAGUACAGCUCCAGUCACUACCAGUACGGAACCAGUGACCACCAGUACGGCUCCAGUGACCACCAAUACAGCUCCGGUCACCACCAGUACGGAACCAGUCACCACCACUACAGCUCCAGUGACCACCAGUACAGCUCCGGUUACCACCAGUACAGAACCAGUCACCACCAGUACAGCUCCAGUCACCACCAGUACAGCUCCAGUGACCACCAGUACGGAACCAGUAACCACCAGUACAACUCCGGUGACGACCAGUACGGAACCAGUAACCACCAGUACAGCUCCGGUCAACACCAGUACGGAACCAGUAACCACCAGUACAGCUCCGGUCACCACCAGUACAGCUCCAGUAACCACCAGUACAGCUCCCGUCACCACCAGUACGGAACCAACCACCAGUACAGCUCCAGUCACUACCAGUACGGAACCAGUGACCACCAGUACAGCUCCAGUCACUACCAGUACAGCUCCGGUCACCACCAGUACAGCUCGAGUGACCACCAGUACAGCUCUGGUCACCACCAGUACUGCUCCAGUCUUCACCAGUACAGCUCCGGUCACCACCAGUACAGCUCCAGUGACCACCAGUACAGCUCCAGUUACCACCAGUACAUCUCCGGUUACCACCAGUACGGAACCAGUCACCACCAGUACAGCUCCAGUGACCACCAGUACAGCUCCAGUUACCACCAGUACAUCUCUGGUUACCACCAGUACGGAACCAGUCACCACCAGUACAGCUCCGGUCACCACCAGUACAGCUCCAGUUACCACCAGUACAGCUCCGGUCACCACCAGUACGGAACCAGUCACCACCACUACAGCUCCAGUGACCACCAGUACAGCUCCGGUCACCACCAGUACGGAACCAGUAACCACCAGUACAGCUCCAGUCACCACCAGUACAGCUUUGGUCACCACCAGUACAGGACCAGUAACUAUAAGUACAACUCCAGUCACAACCAGUACAACUCCAGUGAGCACCAGUACGGGACCAGUAACCACCAGUACAGCUCCAAUCACUACCAUUACGGAAACAGUGACCACCAGUACAGCUCCAGUGACCACCAGUACAGCUCCCGUCACCACCAGUACGGAACCAGUAACGACCAGUACAGCUCCCGUCACCACCAGUACAGCUCCAGUAACCACCAGUACAACCACCAGUACAGCUCUGGUCACCACCAGUACAGCUCCAGUGACGACCACCACCAGUACGGAACCAGUCACCACCAGUACAGCUCCAGUGACCACCAGUACAGCUCCGGUCACCACCAGUACAGCUCCGGUCACCACCAGUACAGAACCAAUGACCACCAGUACAGCUCCAGUUACCACCAGUACAUCUCCGGUUACCACCAGUACGGAAGCAGUCACCACCAGUACAGCUCCAGUGACCACCAGUACGGAACCAGUAACCACCAGUACAGCUCCAGUAACCACCAGUACAGCUCCAGUCACCACCAGUGUAGCUCCAGUAACGACCAGUACAGCUCCAUCACCACCAGUACAGUUCCAGUCACCACGAGUACAGCUCCAGUGA